Messenger RNA from Ictalurus punctatus (channel catfish), 1434 nucleotides. RefSeq names its product phosphoribosyl pyrophosphate synthetase 2 (gene prps2). Gene Ontology annotation, biological process: 5-phosphoribose 1-diphosphate biosynthetic process; purine nucleotide biosynthetic process. The record is from RefSeq and is marked provisional. NCBI's taxonomy places the organism in Eukaryota, Metazoa, Chordata, Actinopteri, Siluriformes, Ictaluridae. Gene Ontology annotation, cellular component: cytoplasm; ribose phosphate diphosphokinase complex. Gene Ontology annotation, molecular function: ribose phosphate diphosphokinase activity; magnesium ion binding.
UGCAAUGCCCAACAUCGUGCUGUUUAGCGGGAGCUCCCACCAUGACCUGUCCCAGAAAGUGGCCGACCGCCUCGGGCUCGAUCUGGGCAAAGUGAUCACCAAAAAAUUCAGCAAUCAGGAGACUUGUGUGGAAAUAGGUGAGAGCGUGCGAGGCGAGGAUGUGUACAUCAUACAGAGUGGCUGUGGGGAAAUAAAUGACAACCUCAUGGAGCUCCUGAUCAUGAUCAAUGCAUGCAAGAUCGCUUCAUCAUCACGCGUCACCGCCGUCAUCCCGUGUUUCCCCUACGCCCGGCAGGACAAAAAGGACAAAAGCCGUGCACCGAUUUCUGCUAAACUGGUGGCUAACAUGCUGUCGGUAGCCGGAGCAGACCAUAUAAUCACCAUGGACCUCCAUGCUUCACAGAUCCAGGGGUUUUUCGACAUUGCCGUGGACAACCUGUACGCAGAACCCGCAGUCCUCCAGUGGAUCCGAGAGAACAUUCCUGAAUGGAAAAACUGCAUUAUCGUGUCGCCUGACGCUGGUGGAGCUAAAAGGGUGACCUCCAUCGCCGACCGGCUGAACGUGGAGUUUGCGCUCAUUCACAAAGAGCGCAAGAAAGCUAACGAGGUGGACCGGAUGGUGCUAGUAGGGGAUGUAAAGGACCGAGUGGCCAUCCUGGUGGACGACAUGGCUGACACGUGUGGAACCAUCUGCCACGCUGCUGAUAAGCUGAUCUCCGCCGGUGCUAUAAAGGUCUACGCAAUUCUUACCCAUGGCAUCUUCUCGGGUCCUGCGAUCUCGCGCAUCAACAACGCUCCCUUCGAGGCCGUCGUUGUCACCAACACCAUUCCACAGGAGGAGAAGAUGAAGCAGUGCCCCAAAAUUCAGGUCAUCGACAUCUCCAUGAUCUUAGCCGAGGCCAUCCGGAGAACCCACAACGGCGAAUCCGUCUCGUACCUUUUCAGUCACGUUCCGUUGUAAAAGAGAGAAGAGCAGUUACACCUUUUUCCUCCUCCAUCACCAGUUCCAGUAUCAUACACAUGUGGGAGUCGGUCACGUUCGGUACAUGACAGCAAGCGGCCGUGUCUUGUUUAUCCUGCUCGCAUCACUGUUCCGUUCAUGAAACAAACUUUGGGACGAUUUACAGCUGUUCCACUUUCAUGUUUCCAUUUCACGGUUCUUGUUUCUGCUUAGACCAAAUAUCUGAUGCCGAAUUUUGCUUCCAUUAUGACCCUCAGUGGGAUUUUUGUUUUGGAAAGUACCUUUUUAUUUACCUCGUUUAUUUUGUUCAAAGGUAUGCAUGUGUAUAUAGCUCUCCUACCAGCAGACAUCGCAAUUUUUGCAUUAUAAGAGUAUCUUUUUUUUUUUUUUUUUUCAUGCUGUCUAGGUAUUUAGUUCAGUCCUAAAUGUUCUAGGUUCCCAAGAAUUUUUGUAGCAUGAAUAAAGAUUCAACA